GAGACUCUUCUCCUUAGGAUCCCCUACUUCCUCUCAGGGCCUUUGGACCCAUCUUCUUUUGAAGACUUCGGUUUCAUCUAACGUUUUUCAAAACGUCCCACAAAACAAGAAGGCUCACAAGAAGGGCUCUGCUUUGCCGAAAGGAGAUGGAGCAAAUGUCUCCCAGGCUGAGAGCCUUCCUUUCAGAGCCCAUUGGUGAAAAGGAUGUUGCCUGGGUGGAUGGUAUCAGCCGAGAGCUGGCCAUCAAUUUGGUCACCAAAGGUUUUAACAAGGCCUACAUCCUGCUGGGCCAGUUCCUUCUAAUGCACAAGAAUGAAGCUGAGUUUCAAAAAUGGCUUAUCUGCUGCUGUGGUGCCACUGAGUGUGAGGCCCAGGAGAGCUCUAAGUGUCUGAAGGAAUGGUGCACCUGCUUCCUGUAG
This is a messenger RNA of Dipodomys spectabilis (banner-tailed kangaroo rat), 419 nucleotides long. RefSeq names its product BANF family member 2 (gene Banf2). The coding region runs from base 147 to 419 and encodes 90 amino acids. NCBI's taxonomy places the organism in Eukaryota, Metazoa, Chordata, Mammalia, Rodentia, Heteromyidae. The transcript is spliced from 3 exons. The record is from RefSeq and is a predicted model, not a curated record. Gene Ontology annotation, molecular function: DNA binding.